AUGUCGAAUGUCUACUUCCCUUACUCCAAGGCCCCUUUGAGGACCAUAGCGGAGAUACAGUUCGGCCUCUUCUCCCCCGAGGAGAUAAAGCGCAUGAGCGUGGUCCAUGUCGAAUAUCCAGAGACCAUGGACGACCAAAGGCAGCGCCCACGUACCAAAGGUCUCAAUGAUCCUCGUUUAGGGACGAUCGACCGACAGUGGAACUGCGAAACAUGUGAAGAAGGUCAAAAGGAAUGCCCUGGACAUUUCGGACAUAUCGAGCUUGCGACUCCGGUCUUCCAUAUCGGUUUCUUGACACGGAUCAAGAAGUUGCUUGAGACGGUCUGCCACAACUGUGGAAAGAUCAAAGCCAACGCGUCCGAUCCGAAGUUUCUAGAGGCCCUGCGGAUUCGGGAUCCAAAGCGCCGAUUUGACCACAUCUGGCGACUCUCGAAGGAUAUCUUGAUUUGCGAAGCCGACCCACCUGCGGAAGACGACGAGUACCAAAAAGAAAGCUCGAAGCCUCAGCGAUCCCACGGCGGAUGCGGCAAUGCGCAGCCCACGGUUCGAAAGGAAGGGAUUACGCUCGUUGGAACAUGGAAGCCAUCGAAGAGCAUGAUGGAUGAGAUGGACAUGCAGCAGCCGGAGAAGAAGACAAUCACGCCGCAAAUUGCGCUGAAUGUUUUCCGCAACAUCUCCCACGAAGAUGUUCGCAUCAUGGGAUUGAGUAACGACUAUGCGCGUCCCGAGUGGAUGAUUCUUACAGUUUUGCCCGUUCCGCCUCCUCCUGUUCGUCCAAGUGUGGUUGUCGGUGGGAGCACCUCUGGGCAGCGUGGUGAAGACGAUCUGACCUAUAAACUGGCUGAAAUCGUCCGAGCAAACCAAAAUGUUCAGCGGUGCGAGCAGGAAGGCGCCCCAGAGCACGUCGUACGCGAGUUCGAGUCUCUGCUACAAUACCACAUUGCUACUUACAUGGAUAAUGAUAUCGCUGGCCAGCCAAAGGCUAUGCAAAAGUCGAACAGACCUGUCAAAGCUAUUCGAAGCCGCUUGAAGGGUAAGGAGGGUCGUCUACGACAAAAUCUGAUGGGAAAGCGUGUAGACUUCUCUGCUCGUACCGUGAUUACUGGUGAUCCGAACUUGUCCCUCGACGAAGUCGGUGUUCCCAAGAGUAUUGCCAGGACACUGACCUACCCCGAGGUCGUCACCCCUUAUAACAUUGAGAAACUGCAGCAGCUUGUCAUGAACGGUCCGACCGAACAUCCUGGAGCACGGUAUAUUGUCCGGGAUAAUGGCGAGCGCAUCGAUCUUCGGCACGCAAAGCGCGCGGGCGGGCAUUCACUUCUAUAUGGCUGGAAGGUCGAACGCCACAUCAUGGAUGGAGACGUGAUUCUGUUCAACCGACAGCCCUCUCUUCACAAAGAAUCUAUGAUGGGUCAUCGUGUUCGCGUUAUGCCUUACUCGACGUUCAGACUGAAUUUGUCAGUCACUAGUCCAUACAACGCCGACUUCGACGGCGACGAAAUGAACUUGCACGUUCCCCAAAGCGAAGAAUCACGCGCUGAACUUCUACAACUUGCGCUAGUGCCGCAGAACAUCGUGUCUCCUCAGCGGAAUGGUCCUCUGAUGGGUAUCGUCCAAGAUACUCUUUGCGGCAUCUACAAGAUUUGUCGCCGUGAUGUCUUUCUGACCAAAGAGCAAGUGAUGAACAUUAUGAUGUGGGUCCCUGACUGGGAUGGUGUGAUUCCUCAGCCUGCGAUUGUCAAACCUAGACCCAGGUGGACGGGAAAGCAGAUGAUCAGCAUGGUGUUCCCAUCUGGUCUCAAUCUGAUGCGCACUGACUCUAAAGGCGCAGCACCUUCUUCUGAGAAAUACUCUCCUCUUAAGGAUGGAAACGUCCUCAUUCAUGAGGGUCAGUUGAUGUAUGGAAUGCUCAACAAGAAGAUCGUGGGUGCGAGUGGUGGUGGUGUGAUCCACAUUAUCUUCAAUGAGUACGGGGCGGAUGCUGCUGUAGCAUUUUUCAACGGCGCGCAGGCUAUUGUCAACUACUGGUUGCUGCACAAUGGUUUCAGUAUCGGUAUUGGUGAUACCAUCCCUAACGAUGAGACUAUCCAAGCCAUUGAGGACUGUGUGCGCAAGCGAAAGGAGGAAGUCGAGGAAAUUACUGCCAUUGCGACCCAAAACAAACUCGAGCCUCUUCCAGGUAUGAACGUGCGAGAAACGUUCGAGAGUAAGGUCUCCGUCGCCCUCAAUACAGCUCGUGAUGAAGCCGGUACUGCCACCGAGAAUAGUUUGAAGGAUCUGAACAACGCUGUGCAAAUGUCGCGUUCUGGAUCGAAGGGAUCAAUUAUCAACAUCUCGCAAAUGACCGCUGUCGUCGGCCAGCAAAUGGUAGAAGGUAAACGUAUCGCUUUCGGCUUCAAAUACCGCACCCUUCCUCAUUUCACAAAAGACGACUACUCCCCAGAAUCUAGGGGAUUCGUUGAGAACUCUUAUCUUCGUGGCUUGACUCCAACUGAAUUCUUUUUCCACGCUAUGGCUGGUCGUGAGGGUCUGAUUGAUACUGCGGUCAAGACUGCUGAAACCGGUUAUAUUCAGCGUAAGCUGGUCAAGGCUCUGGAAGAAGUCAUGGUCAAAUAUGACGGCACUGUCCGAAACUCCCUCGGUGACAUUAUUCAGUUUAUCUACGGAGAAGACGGUCUCGACGGCGCACAUAUCGAGCACCAGAAACUUGAUAUUCUCACAUGUUCCGAUGCGAAAUUCAAGGAGCGGUUCCGUAUUGACCUCAUGGAUCCUGCUCUUAGUCUUGGCUCCGACGUGCUGGAGCAAGCUAAUGAGAUUGCUGGAGACGUUGAAGUCCAAAGGUAUCUGGAUGAGGAGUGGGAAGAGCUCCUGAAGGCUCGGGACGUUGUUCGUCAUGUUGCAAAGGGCACAGAGGAGUCGAUGCCACUCCCCAUCAACAUUCAGCGAAUCCUGGAAAUGGCCCGGACCACUUUCAGGAUUCGCGAAGGGACGAUUAGCGAUUUGCAUCCCGCGGAAGUCAUUCCUCAGGUGCAAUCUCUCCUUAACAGGCUGAUGAUCGUCCGUGGUGAUGACCCGAUCUCACAAGAGGCUCAGGAGAGCGCGACUAUGCUAUUCAAGGCACAGCUACGCAGUCGUCUUGCGUUCAAGAGACUGGUAACUCAGUAUUCUAUGAACAAACUCGCUUUCCAGCACGUGCUUGGAGCCAUCGAAUCUCGGUUUGCUAAGGCGACCGCGGCUCCCGGUGAGAUGGUGGGUGUCUUGGCUGCUCAGUCCAUUGGUGAACCGGCCACACAAAUGACACUGAACACCUUCCACUUUGCUGGUGUUUCGUCUAAGAACGUCACGCUUGGUGUACCCCGUCUUAAGGAAAUCUUGAACGUUGCAACCAACAUCAAGACUCCAUCCAUGACGGUAUACCAGGAGGCUUCAAGGGCUCAUGACAAGGAAGGAGCAAAGCAACUUCGAAGCGCAGUUGAAUACACAAACUUGCGGUCUAUCACUGAGGCAACGGAGAUUUACUAUGAUCCGGACAUUCAAACAACGGUCAUUGAGAAUGAUCGCGACAUGGUUGAGUCAUAUUUCAUCAUUCCGGAGGACGUUACCGACGAUUCUUCUCGUCAGUCUAAGUGGUUGCUCCGUAUCAUCUUGAGUCGUGCCAAGCUUCUGGAUAAGGGUCUUACUGUGCAGGACGUUGCCACCAAGAUCAAGCAGGCCUAUCCUAAGGAUAUCGCUGUCAUCUUCAGUGACAACAACGCAGACGAGCAGGUCAUUCGUAUCCGUCAGAUUCAGGACUACAAGGAAGACGAGGAUGAUGAUGAUAUCGAGUACGAUGUAACGUUGAAGAAACUCGAGCAACACCUUCUCGACACACUAAACCUUCGUGGUGUCCAAGGUGUUGAACGUGCGUUCAUCAACGAGAAGAAGAAGAUUAGGGUAAAGGAAGACGGAUCUUUGACGGAUGAAUCGUCUGACCCAUUGUGCAAAGAGUGGAUUCUUGAAACAAGCGGUUCCUCCCUUGCGGAGGUUUUGGCAAUUCCAGGAGUCGAUGCUACUCGCACUUACUCGAAUCAGUUCAUCGAGGUUUUCGAAGUGUUUGGCAUUGAAGCUGCGCGAUCCGCGGUUCUCCGCGAGUUCACGGCAGUGCUGUCCUUCGAUGGAUCCUACGUCAACCAUCGUCACUUGGCCCUUUUGGUCGACGUGAUGACCAUGCGAGGUUAUCUGACCCCAGUCACCCGUCAUGGUAUCAACCGUGCCGACAAUGGUGCGCUUAUGCGUUGCUCGUUUGAGGAAACUGUUGAGAUUCUUCUCGAAGCCGCCGCUUUUGGGGAACUUGACGACUGCCGUGGAGUGUCAGAAAACUUGAUUCUUGGACAGAUGGCGCCGGCUGGUACCGGAGAAUUCGAUGUCUACCUUGAUCAGAACAUGCUGAACACUGUUGUAUCGAACAACGCUCGCUAUGGAGUCAUGGGAGCAUUAGGAGCGAAAGAUGCGAUCAUCAAUGACGGCGCCGCGACGCAGUAUGAUACUGGUUCGCCUAUGCAGGAAAGCGCCUACAUUGGUACCCCUGACCCCGACUCGAACUUCUCCCCCAUCCGUCAGGCGGGCGCUGAAACUCCUGGCGGGUUCACCGAAUACCAGCCCUCUAGCGCUUUUGGUGGUGGGUUCAGCCCUGCCGCCACCAGUCCAGCGGGCUACUCUCCCAGCAGUCCCUUCAGUGCCAACCCUACAUCGCCUGGCUACUCUCCAACCUCCAGCUACUCGCCCACAUCUCCCGGCAUGGGUAUCACAAGCCCGCGGUUUAUGACAUCCCCAGGAUUUUCUCCGGCCAGUCCGUCCUUUGCCCCAACAUCACCGGCGUAUUCGCCCACAUCGCCAGCGUAUGGGCAGGCCUCGCCGACGUCGCCCUCGUACUCUCCAACCUCGCCUGGUUUCUCACCCACGUCGCCGAACUACAGCCCCACGUCGCCCAGCUUCAGUCCGGCUUCACCUGCGUUUAGCCCAACGUCACCAAGUUACAGCCCUACCAGCCCUGCUAUCGGUGGUGCUCGGCACUUGUCUCCAACCUCGCCUACUUCUCCGAAGUAUACACCUACGUCUCCUGGGUGGUCACCCACAAGCCCUCAGACGUAUUCUCCCACUUCUCCCAACUUCUCCGGCUCGCCGACUUCUCCCGGUGGUCCCACGUCCCCUGGUUACAGCCCGACGUCGCCGGCGUUUAGCCCUACAUCACCCCGUCAGUGA
Molecule: messenger RNA, 5241 nt
Organism: Aspergillus mulundensis
Lineage: Eukaryota; Fungi; Ascomycota; Eurotiomycetes; Eurotiales; Aspergillaceae
Product: DNA-directed RNA polymerase II core subunit RPO21
Exons: 6
Coding region: 1-5241 (1746 amino acids)
Biological process (GO): transcription by RNA polymerase II
Cellular component (GO): RNA polymerase II, core complex
Molecular function (GO): DNA binding
Source: RefSeq, a predicted model, not a curated record